AUGCUAGGUAAACUGCGUGUAAAGCUUUGCUGUGGUUGCAAAGGAGAAACAAGUGAUGAUACCGAAGAAAACUUCCGCCCUGCCGAUUUGUCCCAAAAGGGCAAGGAUAGGGUUGCGUCCGUAGGUGGUCAUUCUCGUGAGGCCGCCAAGAAAACUCAAAACGCCGACCAACAAGACGAAGCCAAAAGCCUGGGAGAGUCUGAGAAUGAUGGGGUCGGCGCCGAUGUGUCUCCCAUUAGCAGGCAACAUUCAAAGAGAAGCAGUUUAGAAAAGGACAGAAAAUUAGAUGACCUAAAAGUUGGACCAAGGUUUUUGGAUGAACAGGAGAAUGACCACAAACAAGUCGAAGCUGAGAUCCCUAAAUGCCCCAUGUCUGAGACGACGCCUGCAGGUGACGACGCGGCAGAUAGAAGCGAUAGAUCCGGUAAUGCAGACCUUUGGCAGAGAGCCUUUGACCAACUGAAUGAGGACUUAAAGAGACAGCUGCGUGAAGAUGAAGCUAAGUCCCCGGAAAAUGCCAUCAAAGAGGUCAUCGAUAGCACGAAAGAAAGCUUUAAAGCAUAUCAAAAUGGUGGACUGAAGUUCAAGAAGUACAACGGAGAAGAAGUCAAUGUUCGCGAGGUAGCCAAAAGGAUUCUCGAUUCGGCCAUUCACUGUUCAGAGAUUAUCAAAGGGAUAGCAGCCUUUGACCCUACCAACCAUGCUUCAAGCGUGUGGACAAUCGUCUCGCUUGGAUUGACGAUGACAAAGAACUCUGUGGAUCAAAGAGAAGCUGCUUUCAAAUCAUCUGAAUUCCUUGCUGAUAUCCUGGCCCGAUACCUUAUACUCGAUGAGCAUUGUCGCAACAAGGAGCUAGCAAGCUCUGAUGGGCUUGAUAAUGCUAUUGUGCAAGUAUACAAAGCAGUUCUUGAGUACACAGCAGAGGUGAAAAAGCGACAGAAAGCAAGCGUUUUGAAUCGUAUAGGGAACAGUAUCUUUCCAGUUUCCGACACAGAAUUGAACCUUCUCCAGUCUGCCGUGAAGGAUCAGGACAAGAAAGCCGGCGAUUGGCGCGAAAUCAAUAAUAUUAUCUAUCAAAGUAAGAAGGGGGACGAAAUACUCGCCAGUAUUGAAAAGGUCUAUCAAAAUACUGAGACAAUCAAGGCCAAAGUCAAUUUGGACGAACGAGAUAGAGUCCUUAAGUGGUUGUCUGACAUACAGUAUUCCCAUACUCAGAAUGAUCACCAAAGGGUUAGAACACACAAAACUGGUGAUUGGCUUUUGAGUUCAGAUGAAUAUAGAGAAUGGAAGGCUACACCAGGCAAAUUUCUGUGGCUAUAUGGACCUGCUGGCUGUGGAAAAUCAAUUCUUUGCUCUACCAUCAUUCAAGAUAUUGCAGAAGAUCAUAGCAACGGGAUAUCCUACUGGUACUUUCAAUUCUCUCGGAACGAAACACAAAACGUGAAAAACAUGACUAGAAGCAUUAUUCGACAACUGGCACCUGAAGAGCUUCCAAGAUCACUUGUCAAUCUAUGGAAAGAACAUGGCCCUCAAGGCCGUGAGCCAGACCAAGACAAGUUUGCAACAGUUCUCCAUGAUGUUAUUAACAGUCAUACGGGAGAUCAUUUGUUUCUUAUAUUUGACGCCCUCGACGAAUGUCCUGAUAAUGAGGUUCAUGAGAGGGAUUUACUCUUUCAGGUUCUGAAGGGUCUCAUUGACGAGUACGGGGAAAAGCUCCAUCUUCUGGCAACAAGUCGAUUUGAAGAAAAUAUUCGCUGCCACCUAGAGGAGAGUGUGAAAAUAGACCUCGAAGACCGAAUGAAUGAUGAUGUCGAGGCUUUUGUCCGUAAUGCGCUCGAUCAUGGAAAGCUGAGCAGAUGGAAAAAAGAAAAGGGAGUCCAUGAUCAAAUUUUGGCAAAGCUAUUGGACACAAAGGAACCAAGACGUUUCCGCUGGGCUGACCUACUAAUCAAACGGCUCGAAAAAUGCAAAAAAAGGGAUCAGAUCACGGAAUCACUUGGAACGAUUCCAAAAACCCUGGAAGAAACAUACCAACAAAUCCUUCAAGACAUCCCUGAAGAUGAAAAGGAGGACGCGCGCUCAAUACUCACAUGGCUCAGUUUCUCUCUUGUACCACUCAAGCUAGAGGCAGUUGCAGCAGUGGUAGGCUUUCCAUAUCCUGAGAGUGUUGUUGAGACUUGCACUACCUAUUUGGUGACUUUUAGUCCAUCAAAUGGUACGAUUAAACUCGCCCAUUUUUCCGUGAAGGAAUUCUUGGUUGUCUCAGAUUCGAAGCAUUGGUAUCAGUUAACUACAAUUGGUGGGCAUAUGGAUAUAGCCAAUCGUGCCCUCGACGACCUGCUUGACCAAACCAAGCCUCUGACUGAAGAAUCGGCACAUGGUCUGCCGCUAUUGGAAUACGCAGCAGACUAUUGGGGCAGACAUUUCUCUGAGCUUACUGAUUCUGAUGCCAAAUCACUGGAGCUGGAGGAGAAGAUAUACCGCCUGUUUGAAGGGCACAUAGUCUUCUUGAACUGGCGGCGUGUGGCUCGGGAUGAUUUUGAGGUGAGUUCAUGGGAUACAGGCGGUUGGGUUGUUGAGCCGCCCAUCUGGUUGGCCUGUAAGAUGGGAAUGCAGAGGGUUGUUGCACGACUCCUCUCACAGGGGGCUAAUCCUUGUCCAGAACCACCUUACAUAGGACAAAAGGACAUAUUUGUAAUGACUGCUUCGCAUGGUCAUGCUGCUAUCGUAAAGCAGUUGUUGGAGAACAUCGAGAUUUCAGCGAAAGUAGCUUCGAGUAUUGUGAGGUCUAUUAAUCUCAAUAAGGCCUCGGACGAAGAAGCUGACGCCUUUCUGAACAUACUUCUGAGCGCUGAGGUCUUGUAUCACAAGCAUGCAAAUGGAUGUGUUCUUGUGAAUGAAGAUUUUGUUGCAGCCGCAGCAGGGAACUCUCAGUCAGGCCAUCGGCUCAUGCGCCUUCUUUUGGAUAGGCAAGACAAGCUAGAGGUUCCUGUUACCGCGAGAGUUCUCCUAGCAGUGAUACUGAACUCCAAAUGCGGUGAAGAAACGAUGCGAGUACUUUUGGACAGGAGACGAACAGACAUUCGAAUCACUGAACGCCUAAUGCAGGAAGUCGCUUGCAGAUGUUUUUUUAAUUCUGGUAUAUCAACUCUGGUUCUUCAUCUGGGCACGAUGGCUCCUGUGAAUCAAUGGUUCGUCUCUAAUUUCGUGACAUAUGCACCAGUGGAGGUACUAGAAUUGCUUUUACAGAUCGAUGGUGAUAAAGUUCAAAUCACAGAGGAGUUAUUAGUAGAAGCAGCAACUCGUCGGUGCCAUGAUACAGUUUUUCCCUGGCUAUGGAAAAGAGUGCCUGGUAUUAAAUUUACCUCGGAAAGUUUGCAGCGUAUCGCAUCCGGGCGCCAUGGCUUGGAGUGUAUGGAAUUAAUACUAGGGGAAUAUUCUCAAGGCUAUUUUCUGGCACAGGAAAUACUCCAACAAGUGGCAGAGUCUGAACAUGGUCUUCCCCUGAUGCGAAUGCUUUUGGACAGACGAGAGGCAGGAAUAGUUGGUUUUGAUGUUUCAGAAGCAACAAUGAUGGCAGCUGCUAAUAAUCGGAACUGCCCACAACAGAUGAUGGAACUGGUCAUCAACGCGAAUCCGGAAAUUUUAAUCAACGAGAAGAUUGUACGCUCAGCAGUAAUGUGGGGAGGGGCAUCUGCCUUGGAGUAUUUGCUUGAACUUGAUAAAAAUCUGCAGAUCACAGAGGACUUAUUGGUAUUAGCAGCAGGCGCUUAUGAACACGACAACAGGUUACUGGAAUUAAUUUUCAACAAAUUUCCAGAUGCUCCAGUGACAGACCGUGUCUUUGAGGAAGCUAGGGAGUACGGGUACCUUGCGGAGGUCUUGUCAGUCUGGUUGGAACGAGGUCGUCAUGUACAAGAUUGCCAAAUGAUAGGGAGGCUUCUGGAGCAAGGUGUUUUGAGCGUACAGGUCCUGAUGAAACUGGUCAAUGACGGACUAAUUGAAAUUGAUGACAAUCUGGUGGAUGCAAUAGGAAUCCAGAAUGCUCUGAUUAUGGCAUUUUACGGGCGCCAUGCGAUGGAAAAGCUGUUGAAUCUACGAGAAAAUGAUAUCAUUGUUACUGAAGAGGUUAUAUUGGAGGCUCUGGAUGAAUUCGGCAUGGAUGAUGAAGUCUACGUGGAUGAUAAAGCCUUCAAAAUGUUGACUGAUCGGUUGGGAUCCGCAGUACUCAUUACAGAGAAGAUUUUGGAAAAGGCUUUUCUGAACGGUCAAUCUAAACUCUUGGAUUUUUUGUUGCAGGAACGGGAUUGGAAUCUUCAAAAGGUUUGGGAUGCGAUUUGGCGAAACGAUGGACUCGGAAUCAAGUGUAUUGUGAGAGGUGCGGAGAAUCUUCUGAAAUAUCGAGAGUUCGAUGUUUCACAGACCCUGCUGGAGUUCCUUCCACGAAAAUGGUUCUCCAAAAAUGAGGACUUUAUUGAGUUGGCCAAUUUAUGUGCUGGACGAGACAUAUCAGCUCCUGCUAUUGAAAUGCUCUCCGUGGAAUUAUUUGAAUGUUGCAAUGGAUGGGCUGUCAUGGAACCUAUCGAUCAACUGGGUUCGACGGUACCAAUGACACAGAAGGUUUGGGAUGCGCUUUGGCGAGGACCUCGCGAUUUUGCGCAAAAAGUGAUAAUUUCAAACAUUCUUCUGCAAAAUGGAGAAUUUGAUAUUUCACAGAUUCUACUAAAGUUCCUUCCACUUAAAGAAGAGCAAGAGGGCUUUCGUGCUAAGGAACUGGAUGAGUUGGUCAAUCUGUGUAUUGGGCAAGACAUAUCAGCUCCUGCUACCAAAAUCCUCACAGAGAUACUAUUUGAACACGGUUUGGCCCAUUCCAUCAAAAGAUUCAUCCACCACAAACCCACCUUCCAACUCACGGAUGGCCUUAUUCAGCGUGCAGAAAGGAAUACACGGGCAUACAAGAAGGUUUUGAUGCCUUUCCUCUACUCCAAACGAGCUGCGGAUCAGAAUAUCAAGGCUGCUGAAACCAAGGCAGGAAAAGAAGAAGCCUAG
This is a messenger RNA of Aspergillus nomiae NRRL 13137, 5049 nucleotides long. RefSeq lists its product as uncharacterized. The record is from RefSeq and is a predicted model, not a curated record. NCBI's taxonomy places the organism in Eukaryota, Fungi, Ascomycota, Eurotiomycetes, Eurotiales, Aspergillaceae. The coding region runs from base 1 to 5049 and encodes 1682 amino acids. The transcript is spliced from 10 exons.